AUGUCCUGCCAACCACAAAUACCACAUGAAGAUCCAGAUACAAGCGACUACGGAUCCGACUUCACACCAGACGAAGAGGAGCUCCUGAACGAUUUGUUCACGAAAGCUGUCGCAGAACGCGGGCCCGCCGAGUCCGACGCCACCCCAGUCUCGAGUCAAACGAAUACCUUGACACCCGCAGCUACACCCAGAGCAACACCUAUACCCGCGAUCGCAAGAAUUCCCAUCGCUUCAGUUGAGCUCCCGGAUACCAAUUCCUCACAGGCGCCUGUAUUUGCGAGCUUCGUCGCAGACAUCGAAGAUGGCAUUGCGGAGCCCCCGAGCACCAGGCUACCUAAGGUGUUGGGUAGGGAGAAGCUUCGUUCACCGUGGAGAGGGCCAAGUCAGCAACCGUGGAAGGAAAUUGGAAGCGCACGCACUGGUCUGGCGUUUGGAACAAACCAGGGCGCAAACAACAGCCCCGCCACCGCGUUUGUAGAGCACCAGAAUUCGACAGAAGGGAGGGAACGAGAGCGCGAGCGUGUUGCUGCUCGUGAACAAGAGUGGAUUCAACAUGAACAGUUAGCGCCUACGUUAGAUGCCCGGUCGCCCAUUGAAAGGUUUCGAAGACCGCCCAAUAAAGCGUUUUCUGUUACGGAUCUUGUGUCGCCGGCUUGGUGUGAGUUGCAGUAUUGGUAUACGCUUACGAAACAUGGGAGGAAGAGGAGGACGCUGGCUAUGAAGAAGGGGAGUGUUGUGCAUAAGACGCUUGAAGAUGAGAUAUAUACUACUGUACCUGUGGAAAUUACUACGAAGGAGGAUGCGUGGGCUCUUCGGAUCUGGAAUGUGAUUCAGGGAUUGCGGAUGCUGCGACAGUAUGGGAUUACUCGUGAGCUUGAGAUUUGGGGUGUUGUCGACGGGGAGGUGGUUAAUGGGGUCAUUGACCAGUUAUCCUACGAAUGUCCCGACUCGAAACUUGAAGCUACGGCCGCAGAGUUUUAUCAAGACGCGGUGGCGUCAAGAGCUGCUUUGCCGGAGUAUCAGAUGUCACUGUCUGAUUUCUUAUUGUCUUCUUCACAAGGCGGACGAAGACUAUCGGAUCUGGGCCAGACAGAGUCUAUGAACAUUGAUGCGGCGAUGAAUGCCGAUCGAGGACCCUCGCCGGCUGUUUAUAACCUCCCGCGCAUAUACAUGACAGAUGUGAAAACAAGGGGAAGCCGCUCCAUUCCCACAGUGAAGAGCACGUCCUUCCGCCCUACAUCUCUCCAGCUACAACUUUAUUACCACAUGCUCAAUCGCCUUCUUACAAGUGACGAAGUCACGAUGGAUCUACUCGCAGCAAGAUAUAAUCUUGAUCCCGAACGACCUUUCACAGACGCCUUCAUCUCCGAAGUAGGAGGUCUAAACGACGAAUUCUUCGACGCACUCUCUGCGCAAGAAUUCGAUAUCGACGACCCCCCAACACCAGAGGACGCACGGAAAAUCCCCAAUACCUACAACUCACCUAUAUCAUCCAGUCCACCACAAGCCAGCCAAGACUCAACAAGUAUCCUCUCAACACACGGCACCCUUUCCAAACUGUGGAGCCUCAUGAAAGAACAACUCCGCGACACUUUCAUCCCAUCCAUACCAGGAAACCAGUCCAUCGCACCAUCAAUCCCACAUCACACCCAGCCUGAAAUACUGCAGCAUUACUCCACCCUGCUCUCUCCGGUACUUACAGCGCGUUUCCUAUCCUCGGCUCCAACGGAAGAUCCAGAGGAUAGGCAUAUAGGAAGCAGGUCCUUCCUCUUUGAUCCUAAUAAUUUGUCAUCUUAUCUUACUGAGCAGAUGGAAUGGUGGAGAGGUCAUCGGGACCCACGUGGUGUUAAUAUUUCCGAAGCUUGGAAAUGUCGCGUUUGUGAAUUUCGCGAUGAAUGUACCUGGCGCCAGGAGAGGGAAUGGGCUUAUGCAAGGCGAAAUGAGGUACGGAGAAAGAGCGCGUCGGCUGAUAUAUAG
Penicillium angulare is the source of this 1977-nucleotide messenger RNA. RefSeq names its product exonuclease V. The record is from RefSeq and is a predicted model, not a curated record. Gene Ontology annotation, biological process: interstrand cross-link repair. The transcript is spliced from 2 exons. Gene Ontology annotation, molecular function: single-stranded DNA 5'-3' DNA exonuclease activity. Gene Ontology annotation, cellular component: mitochondrion; nucleus. NCBI's taxonomy places the organism in Eukaryota, Fungi, Ascomycota, Eurotiomycetes, Eurotiales, Aspergillaceae. The coding region runs from base 1 to 1977 and encodes 658 amino acids.